AUGAUUCGACGUUCUUUGCUCCAGCUCUCAAGAAAUCUGAAUAGAACAACACGUUUGAAGAUGCCAAUCAAAGUCGGUGAUACUCCUUCAAUUGAAGUUCACGAAGGUACUCCAGAAGAAAAGGUCAAUAUAUUGGAGCUAUUCAAGGGUAAGAAAGGCAUCCUCUUUGCAGUUCCAGGUGCAUUUACUCCUGGAUGUAGUAAGAUUCAUUUACCAGGAUAUGUUGAAGAUUUUGACAAGUUAAAGGCGAAUGGAUAUGAUGUAAUCGCUUGUCUAUCAGUAAAUGAUACAUAUGUUAUGAGUGCUUGGGGAGAAUCUGCUCAAGCCACUGGCAAGAUUCGAAUGCUAGCAGAUCCUUACCGAGAAUUCACUAAGGCUGUUGAUCUUGAGCUUGAUCCUUCAUUAUAUCCAGCCUUGGGCAAUAUCCGUUCUAAAAGAUACUCUAUGGUUGUUGAAGAUGGAGUUGUAAAGGAAUUAAAUAUUGAACCUGAUAGCACUGGGCUAAAUGUCAGCUUAUCAUGUAAUCUUGUCAAGAAAUCAUGA
Messenger RNA from Gigantopelta aegis, 543 nucleotides. RefSeq names its product peroxiredoxin-5, mitochondrial-like. The record is from RefSeq and is a predicted model, not a curated record. NCBI's taxonomy places the organism in Eukaryota, Metazoa, Mollusca, Gastropoda, Neomphalida, Peltospiridae. Gene Ontology annotation, cellular component: cytoplasm; mitochondrion; peroxisome. Gene Ontology annotation, biological process: hydrogen peroxide catabolic process; cellular response to oxidative stress; cell redox homeostasis. Gene Ontology annotation, molecular function: thioredoxin peroxidase activity.